AUGGCGUCUGCUGGAAACCCUAACCAGCCUGCUCCCUUCGAUGUGCACAAGCUAUUCAAGCCCCCGCCGAAUUCCAGUUCUGCUCCUAUCAACCCUGGUAACCCUCCGAGCAACCCUCCUUUCCCCCCUCCCAUCUCUUACCCGCCGGGCGCUCCCUCCUACCCUGUUCCUCCUCCCGGCCCCUUCUCUUACCCUCCUCAGACUGCUCCAUUCCAUCAGCACCACCCUCAUCCCUUCCUCCACUACCCCCAAGACCCACUCGCCAACGUGUACCAGCAGCAAGCUCGCCCCGCCAUUCCUUACGGCUCCCCUGUUCCUAACCCUAGCCAUCCGCCCCCCAACUCAGGAGCCCGCCUCAUGGCGCUUCUUGGUACCUCCGCCCCUGGCACGAUCGAGACUGCCGUCUCUAUGCCACCUCCUUCUUCCCUGCCUUCGGCGUCAUCAGGGGAAUUUUCUGUACUACCGGUUAAUAGCCCUGUGCUCUCGACUGUUCCGUCAGCUCCUCCGAUGAUAUCGGCCGGGGUGCCACAAACGACCCAGGCAAGGUUGCCGAGUGGCAAGCAACCCCACGGGCGGCACAUCAACGGGGGAGAUCGUUUUGUAUACGAUGUGGAUGUUAGGGAAUCACCGCCGCCUCCGCAGCUUGAGGUCACACCGAUUACGAAGUAUUCAUCAGAUCCAGGACUCGUCCUUGGCCGUCAGAUUGCAGUCAACAGGUCGUAUAUAUGUUAUGGGCUCAGGCAGGGGAACAUACGUGUGCUUAACAUUAACACUGCAUUGAGGUCAUUGCUUCGCGGGCACACUCAGGUGGGACUUCCGAUUAUAUUUUUAUCAAUGAAUGCAAAUGCAGCGAUGUGCAUGUGUGCUAUAUUUUUCUCCUUUCUUCGGUAGCUUAUGUCCUUUAUCUCUCUGAUGUGCACUAGUUGCUCGCUACCCUGAUGUACGUUAAAUUGUUGUGGGAAAACUGCCUCUGUCCUUAUUGUUUCAUGUGGCGGAACUGUCACUCUUGCUGGGAACUCUCUUGCAGGGAGGGCCAUAAAAUUUCCAUCAUGAGGCCUUUUUGUGAUUUCAUUUGGAGAAAUUGUGAAAUAUUACUCCGGUGUUACACGCAUCAUCAACGAUGCUCCUGCAAACGUAAAUUUCUAAUUUCCUGACUAACGGAUGGUAGCGUGGCACUGUGGAGAAACUCAAGGAAGCUUCUCUCUCCCCUUCCUUUUUCUUCCGUUUCCCUUGAUGGGUGGUUAUGUUCACUUAUCAUAUGGGACCAUUUACCCACCAUUGAAGGAGGAAGAUAUGACUUUUGUGCCAGCUGCUGCUGCAAUGGGCAGGAAGAAGAGGGGAGACGAUUAAUGCGCCCCUACUUAUCCUCUGCUGCAAUCUACCCCCUCCCUCAACCCCCUAAAAACAAAUUUUGGAUCCAUUUCUAUUGCUUAAAUAUUAUGUUAUGGUCUUUUUCUCCUUUUUUGUGGUCUCCUUAACAGCUUGAUGUUUGAAUUUCGUUUCUAAUACAUUUGCCUUAUAUCAGCAGAUGUUUCUCUUCAUUUUCUUUUUUUCGAUAUAACAUAGUUGUAAGGUCAAUUUUUUCAUCAAGCUUUUGAAAUGGGUUUUUUUUUUUAACAGAGGGUGACGGAUAUGGCUUUCUUUGCCGAAGAUGUCCACUUACUGGCUAGGUACCCCUGCCCAUUUAAUUCCCAUUGAGUUUCUCAUUUGUAGGCCUGACAAUCGAUCUGUUUUCUCCUUCUGAACAGUGCGAGUGUUGAUGGAAGGGUUUUUGUGUGGAAGAUUAAUGAGGGUCCUGAUAAGGAUGACAAACCACAGAUCACAGGGAAAAUCAUUGUUGCAAUUCAAAUAGUCUCAGAUGGCGAAUCAUUUCAUCCUCAAGUGUGCUGGCACUGUCACAAACAGGUAAUUGUGAAACUGUUGUCUGGCUCUAGCUGAGAGCACUAAAUUAUAAUAUUUGCUCUUUGGGCUCCAUUUUUGCGACAUUAUGUUUGUUGAAUGGUUUCGUAUUGCAAAUGCCAUUGAUUCAAUAAAAUCAGUUAUAGCUUCUUAAAUGAGCUGUGAAAAUUGUCUAAUUAAUGAGUAAAUUUUCUCUUUUGCAGGAAAUCCUUGUUGUUGGAAUUGGAAAUCGUUUGUUGAAGAUUGAUAUGACUAAAGUGGGAAAGGGUGAAGUAUUUUCUGAGGAGGAUGAACCUCUCCAAUGCCAUGUUGAUAAGCUGAUUGAUGGAGUCCAACUUAUUGGUAAGCAUGAUCAGGAGGUGACAGAUUUGUCUAUGUCUCAGUGGAUGAUGACCCGUUUGGCGUCAGCAUCAAAAGAUGGCACGGUAUGUUGUUGCAUAAUUCUCCUUCUGAUGUUUUGGCUUUAGUUGACAUUAUAUUUCGAGCAAAAAAUUUAUGUAUAAAUGAUUGAUUGGUGUCCAAACUGAUGCGAACGAUUUACACCAGAUACAUAGGGAAAGUAAUGCGACUAUGCUUUUGCAUUGCGUAUUGUAUCCUUUAGGUUAAUUAAGUCCUCUAAAAUUAACCCUAUGCUGAUUUUUACAGUGGAAAAUUGAAACCUUUUAAAGGUGCCCACUCACUUUCAUUACAAUUUCAACCGUCAUUGAGUUUUUGUUGAUUAAAUUUUAGUCAGCUGAUGAUUUCAAAUCUCUAUGAUUUGUGAAAAAGUUCUAGCACUCUUUCAUCCUGCCAUAAAUUUCUGUCAUUUACUAUCAAAAUGUGGGGUAUCCUGUUAUGAAAUUUUCUUUAUGGUGGACCUUUUCUGGCUUGAUUUGAUGAUUGAUCAUGAAACAUUUCUAUCCAUGCUCUUUAGCAUCUUGUCAUCAUAGAUUGGCUUGCUUCUUUCGUCUAAUAUUCACCUAAAAUACUGUGGAACCUUUUGACAGUAGAUUAUUUGGACGAGAGCGUGCAUUUUAGCAUGUAGGCAGAAAGAGAAGGAGAAUGUGUUAACAGGAUUCCUUGUUUUAGGGAUAGAAGUUGAGAAACGAUUUACCACGUGCUUUAAUGAGAGGGUUUACUUUUCUCUGCUUAUGUCUUUGUUACAAUUAUUCACUUUGAUUCAUAGAUAGUUCUUUGUAUCUCGAUAAACGGGGAUAGUGACUGGAUUUACUCUUGUCUGGUUAUGCUGUGUUUAAUCAGUUCGGAUUAAUUGAAAUUUUGGAUAUUUAUAAACUGGGAUAUUUCCUUUUUUUAUGGAGUGAUUACCUUUUUUGGACUUAUGGAUGCUAUUAGAUCUCAGCACCGCACAGUUGCAGUAUUAUUGGCAAUUGAUUUAUUCUUCUCUGAAUUCGAUUAUUUUUUUUCCGGUGAUAGCAACACUGGCAAUGCUGAUGGCCAUUUCGUAGGCGAUCCCAUUAAUAGGCAUUACUAUCUAGUGGAUUUUGUGCCGAUUUAUUGGGUUUCUACUUGAACUUUUAUCAAUGUAGACCUCGAUUUUCUCAAUUUAAUUUCCUCAAAUUUAACGUCUGUAACUGCAAAUGAUGUAUUUAUAGCUGCUAGGGCCCUGACUUAUGGGAAUAGGUUUGUGAUUUAUUUAGUUUCUCGCUGGUUAUUCUCAUCAACUAUCUUCUUCCAUAUUGAGAAAUAUUGUCUAGUUAUCUGGUCAUAUUCUAAAUGUUGUUUUUCAUCCUAAUCGUAUCCCCAAGGUAUUGUUGUUAAUUCUCUAUAACCAGUGGCAAAGGACUUCCUUCUGUUCCUCUAUAUUUGACAUUCUUAAAAAUAAAUUCUUAAAUCCAAGCCCACUGCAUGUUUCGCUUUGGCACCUAUCCUGUUUUUUUCCUGCUGUUAACUUAUUGGACUAUUCUCUUCCUUUUCUGCAGAUAUCAUCCAUUCAUUGCUUUAAAUUAUUUUUCCCUAGAAUUUUAUUCUAAAAGACUGUCACACAACAUUGGAACAUAAAUCUUUUUUAUUCAUCUUCAUAUACAGUGAUCAGCUUUUUGCCAUCCCCUGCUCUGGAGAUAAGGAAUGAAUAAUAGGAAAACCCUUUACUAUCAUGUUAAUCUCCCCUAUUCACUUUUCAUCAAUUCAAUUAAGAUUUCCGUUGAGGGCCCUUGCAACAAAUGAAUUUGGGAUUAUUGUCGCUGUCGCUUUAAUGUCUAUCAAUCCGGGCUUAUAUUAUUUUUACUGCAUUUGUUUUACGAUGUAUCUUUUAUGAGGCUAAUUCCAUGAUUAACAAAAUUACCUCAAAGUUUCAUGAAGUUCAAUGACAUGUACUCUUUCUUAUUCCUUUGAGAAUAAAUGGUUUACAGACUCCAGGAUAGUGUAUGGUUCCAUUGGACAGUAGAAUCAGUGUGGAAAUCCAUUGUGCUUGGCAUCAUUUUUCUGCCUUUUCAAUUUAAUAAAAUUAUUAUAAUAGGGGACUUGCUGAAGCUGCAUUGAAAAUAUGUGGUCCUUUUUCACUGGUUUGUUCUUCAUCACAAGGAAAUUUGAAAAUGUUUUGAGUAUGAUUGAAUGCACCCAUUGGAACCGAUCAGAGAAGUUAACGUUCUGCAUAUAGCUAUUCUAUAAUAUGCAUUUUUUUCUUUUUGGACCGCAAUAGAUUUAACUAUUCAUCAGAUUAUGAAAAAUCUAGUCAUGCGCCCGUGCUUUUCUCUGGCAAUGAUACCUUGCGUUUUUUAUUGGAAAUCCAUUCACUCUGUUAUCUGAUUUUCAAUGUGACGUUGAUUUGGAUAGCCAUGUGUGUAUUCCUUGGCUUGAACGAGGUAGUCAAUGGAUGUUAUCUUACCCACUCUGAAUCGAUUUUCUUUAGUCGGAUGUCAUAUGCUUUGGAAAAGGAUUUUUUUUCUUAAUGCAACCAUUGUUAAAUUGUUUGCCUAAAGAGGAUGAUUUCUUUGCAAAAGAAUCAGCUUCUAUGUUAAUGGUAGUAAAGCUGAUUUGUAUGAUUGUUUCUGCUUUGUAUCAUCCUUCAUGUUUGAUCUUUUCUGCUGUACUUAGUUUAUUCUCCAUAAAUGCUGGUUCCAUCAAGUCAAAUAUAAUUCAAUUCAUGUUGUGACAGCUCCAUUCCUGUGCCAGGUAAAAAUAUGGGAUGACCGCAAAGCAACACCACUUGUGACAUUACGGCCACAUGACGGUCAGCCUGUCAACUGUGUAUCAUUUUUGACAGCACCCUAUCGUCCAGACCACAUUUUACUCAUCACAGCGGUAUGAGUUUUCAUUUGCUACUGCAUUUAAUAUUCUAUGUAUGUUCCCUCAGCCUAUGUUCACUUUGUAUAUUUUAAGAUUUUGAUGUUCAUUUUUGCUCUCUUUUUGUUUGCUAAUAAUUUUUUUCUUGUAGCUUUUCUGAACAGGUUGCUACUAAUUUAUUUACCUUUGAUAUUAGAUCAACAGUUAAUUGUUUCAGGAAAUAUUGUGUAAUUUUAAAAAAAAACUAGAAUUGAAUUAUUAGUAUAGUACCGUUGGUUUCUGAUUACGGUGUAAUCUGAAAAAGAGAGCUUUUUUCUCUUUAGCCUUGAAAAUCUUGAAUUUCAAAACCUUUCAUAUUUUCUUGGUUCCCUAUAUGAUAUUUAGUAACAAUCUGUAUUUAAUUUUGUCUUAUUUAGGGUCCUCUGAAUCGAGAAGUUAAGAUCUGGGCUUCUGCUAACCAAGAAGGCUGGCUGUUGCCCAGUGACUGUGAGUCAUGGCUGUGCAUGCAGACCUUGGAGCUGAGAAGUUGUACAGAAACCCGUGUUGAAGAUGCUUUUUUCAAUCAAGUUGUUGUUCUGCCGCAAGCAAGCCUGAUAUUACUUGCAAAUGCUAAGAAGAAUGUUAUAUAUGCUCUGCAUAUAGACUAUGGUUCAAAUCCUCUAUCAACACGAAUGGAUUAUAUAGCAGAAUUCAGUGUCAAAAUGCCUAUUUUGAGUAUUACUGCAACAAGUGAUUGUUAUGCUGAUGGCAAACAUGUCAUCCAAGUUUAUUGUGUUCAGACACAGGCUAUUCAGCAAUAUGCAUUGGACUUAUCUCAGUGUUUGCCGCCACCCCUGGAGAAUGUGGGGUUGGAAAAGGAGCUGUCUAUUUCUCGUAUUUCUGAUGCAGCCACCUCAGAUAGUUUUGCUUCUGCAACUGUUGGGAUUACUGCGAAUGAGGAUCCUUCUGGAAAUAGCACACAGAAUUUCUCUAUUCCUCUAAACACCUCCGAGACUUCACCUGCAGUUAAAUAUUCUUUGACUUCCGAUUCUCCAGAUAAUUCUAGUCUGCUUGAAAUUACUGCAUUGAAAACGGAAAACAGGCCUAGUGCUCCACCAAUCUCAGAUAUGGAUGCUGAUAUUAGUCCACGAAUAGACUCUGAACGUGGGUCCUCACUUGAUAAUGUUAUUGACCAGUCAGUUGCUCGUCAAUCAAUUGAAAGGGGUUUAGAAGUUGGAGCUCUAAAUUUACCUGAUGCUCCUCUGGACGAUAGCUCUGUGAAGAGAGAAAGUAAACCUGGGCCAAGUGAUAUUACCGUGGUGCCAAAUCUUCCUUCAUUUCCAAUGGGCACGAAGGUGACACACUUGGUCACUCCAUCUGAAAUAUUAUCUAAGGCUGUUUCUUCUACUGAGAGUAAUGUCAUUCCUGAGUUGAAUGGAACACAGACAAGAAUUCCAGAAGUGAGUUCUAACCUUGUUACAGAAACUGCAGAGGUGGAGGUUAAAGUUAUUGGUGAGAGUGGAUCAAGCGUUUACAGAGAACCGGACUCUCAGAGAGAACCACAAAUUCAAAUUCUAGAAGAUCAAUCAAAAUCCUUGUCUUCUCAGUUUACGGAAUCUAAUUCUGAAAUUGUGAGAGAUGGUAUCUUUAAUGUUGCUGAAGUCGUGCGUAUUGAGGAUAAUGCUUUUUCUGAGGGAUUGGAACAGCCUUGCCCUGUUAAGGAUGAAGUGAAAGACACAGUGAAGGAUGAGUCUGAAAAUGAUUCUCAAUCUGUUGCUGCAACACUGGUUGCCGAAUCUGCUUCAGCUGCAGUGGCUGCACAGUCUCCCUCCGUGGCUAGAGGGAAAAAACAGAAAGCAAAGCAGCCUCAAACGUCUGGACCAUCAUCCCCAUCACAGCCUCCCUUUGACUCCAGUGAUUCUUUUAAUGAACAGGGGAGCAAUUUUAGCACUGCUGACGCUGGUUUUCCACAAGCACUGUCUAACAUUCAGGCAAUGCUGAGCCAGGUGAUCUAUUUCGCUAUAUUAAUUUCCCUUUUAGUUUAAUAAUUUCCCAACUGUUUUUGCUGUCAAUGUUCUCUUCGUUUUGGAGAAAUAUUACAGCUUAUGAUUGGUUGUGUAAUAUUUCCUCGAAAAGAUUGUCUGGCAUGAUAGAAAAGCUUGAUUAUUGGUCCAUCUACUGUCAUGAUGUUGUCACAGAAGAGCAGAACUAAGGUUACUUGAACUGGCUCUUAAACCAUUCCACUGGCCUUUGUUGUGAGCCAUAUGGUCUUCAAUUGGAAGCAUGAUUCCACUAAGAAUAGAUUUCCUGUAUCAGUUUUCUUGCUUGGAUUAUAUAUGCAUUCGCUUUCCAGUACAUGCUUGUCUGUGUUUCUUUCAGUCAUCCUUUGAUUAGUCUUGUUUACGAUGCAUUAUUAUAAUGGCAACUUUAGAAAUUAAACGUGUUAUUGUUUGGAUUCCAGAUUACUAUAUUGAUCUAGUUUGAGCUAUGUUUGUCUAGUUGAGGCUUACAGUGAUUUAUUGACCUAUGAUUUAGAGGCACAAUCGCCUUCCUCAUGAAAUAUCUGAUGGUCAGUAAUCCCAUUGGUAGCUUGCUGUUUAUGUUGUUCAGACAAAUUUUUGUUUUCUGGCCCUGCAGGUUAUGGCGACCCAAAAGGACAUGCAGAACCAGAUGAAUGCGGUAAUAUCGCUUCCUGUUACCAAAGAAGGUAAAAGAGUGGAGGUGGCCUUGGGUCGGUGCAUAGAGAAAGCUAUUAAAGCCAAUAAUGAUGUUUUAUGGGCGCGCUUUCAAGAGGAGAUUGCCAAACGUGAAAAGUUGGAAAAAGACCGUAUGCAACAAAUGACUAGUUCGAUUUCAAACAGUUUGAACAAGGAUUUACCUGCCAUUAUAGAAAAAAUUGUAAAGAAGGAAAACUCCUCUGUUGGACCUAAUCUGGCUCGCUCUAUUAGCCCAGCUCUGGAGAAAGCCAUUACUGCAGCAAUAGCUGAUUCAUUCCAGGUUUGAUCCAAUUAUUUUUGGGCAAAACUGUGCGUAUUUUUUUGUCUCGGAUCAUAAUAGCCACCAUCUGGUAUGCAGAAAGGUGUUGGGGACAAGGCCGUGAAUCAGUUGGAGAAAUCUGUUAAUUCGAAGCUAGAAGUUGCAGUUGCUAGACAAGUUCAAGGGCAGUUCCAAACAUCUGUCAAGCAAUAUCUUCAGGUACGAUUGUAUUCAAGAACAUUGCUACUUCUAGAGAGUACAUUUAUUUGAUGUAUUGUCGCAUAAGUUUAUUUCGUCUCAUCCCCAGUCUUUUCCCGAAGGAUAGCACUUGUUCCCACUAUGGUACAAUUUUAUUAAGAUUCUUGUUUGCUGUUACUUUUACGCAGGAUGGGAUGAGAUGCUGCCUGGAAGCCUCAAUAAUUCCGUCGUUUGAGUUGGCAUGCAAAGCAAUGUUCGAGCAAAUAGAUGCUGGAUUUCAUAAAGGAAUGGUUGAGCAUACUACGACUGUUCAGCAGCAAUUGGAAGCUGCACAUACUCCACUAGCUCUUUCUCUGCGGGUACCCACAUCUUGGCCUUUAAAUUUUGUCAAGCAUAUAGAUGAAAAAACGGCCAAGAUGGCUGUAAUGGUUAUACUGAGAUUAUGGUGUGUUGAUUACUUAUGCUUAAAUAGAUCUAUGAAAGAAAAGCAUGGAUCCAACAAGAUGGCCUUGUCAUCGUUUUCCUAAAUUUCCUCGUGGGAUCUCCUACAUUUUUCAUCCAAACUUGUAAACCCCUAUUAAUGGUUUUAGCUCAAUUCCCUGAGAUGAUUUAGUUUCAAUCCGGACGGUUUUUUUGCGUGCGGUCGGCGUGUAAUAUAUACUUUUCUGUUAUCUGAACUUCCUUGUAAACUCUCACCAUUUUAUUUAUUGAUUUAUUCUCAUUGGAUAUGCCUUUGUGUUUGACUGUAACGGUCCUUGUGUAGCAAAUCUUCACCUCAUCUUGUGGUUGGACAAGAUGCACGAGAUGAUCACCUUAUGGCUUUUUGAUUCUCAGGACGCGGUCAAUUCUGCACUAGCUGUCACUCAAGCCCUGAGUAAUGAAAUCGCCGACGGCCAGCGCAAGUUACUAUCCCUUGCUGCGGCAGGAAACCCAAAAUCAUUAGAUUCCAUGGCCGCACAACAAGCCAAUGGCCCCUUGGGAGGUCUCCAUGAGAUGGUACUAUUUACGAGCUGCUUCUUUCUCAAAGUUUCUUGCCUUCCCCCCUUUAUCAUUCUCAGUAUUCCCCGAGAGAUCCCUCUGGUAUUUCCCCCUUUCAGAAUCAACCUUCAUCCAUGAGUUGCUUCCGUGUAACAGGCCGAGGCCACUGUUGAUCCAACAAAAGAGCUGACCAGAUUGAUCACCGAGCGCAAAUUCGACGAAGCAUUCACGAUGGCCCUGCAGAGAAGCGACGUCACUAUCGUCUCUUGGCUAUGUUCUCAGGUUCGUCUUUCUGAAACUCAUAUUUCUCAGAGUUGGUACACUCAAUCCAGGGUUUUUUUUAACCGGCAGACAAAUUUAACACGCAGACCGGUCUGUCUCAUCAUGUGGGUCUCUCUCUCUCACUCUCUGUCCUUCAGGUUGAUCUUCAGGGGAUAUGUUCAAUGAGCCCUCUUCCGCUUAGUCAAGGCGUGCUCUUGUCCCUCCUUCAGCAGCUGGCCUGCGACUUGGCCAAGGACACGACCCAGAAGCUGGCGUGGAUGACCCAGGUUGCAGUCGCCAUCAACCCCAGCGAUCCGAUGAUCGCCCUCCACGUGAGGCCCAUCUUUGACCAGGUUUAUCAGAUUCUAGCCCACCAGAGGUCGCUGCCCACGACCACCCCCGCCGACUCGAACAGCAUACGUCUGAUGCUCCACGUCAUCAACUCGGUGCUGACCGGCUUCAAGUGA
Messenger RNA from Spirodela intermedia, 9980 nucleotides. Lineage: Eukaryota; Viridiplantae; Streptophyta; Magnoliopsida; Alismatales; Araceae. The record is from the annotation of a GenBank genome assembly.